AUGGUGCGGAGUAUAAUACCUCAAGACCCAGCUAGGCCGGUGGACGAGUCUGUGCUUGUAUGGUCCGAUGAAGUUAAUGACGCAAAAGUAUCGUUUAUGCUUUGUUGCAUAAACGAUAACCAUAUCUUUACAAAAGAUAUGUUCAGAGGAGGGGUAACAAAAGCUGAUGUGGAAAGAAUGCGUGAGAAGGCUAAAACAGCAGGGAAAAAGAAAGGAAUCCCGAGAAAGGAUAAAGCUCCACCAGUUUGCAUGGAAGGCGAUAUCAGAAUAACGUCUAUUGUAAAUGCCAUACUGCGACCGGAGGUAAACAGGAUCGAUGGGAAUAUUGCUGAUGUUGUUUCUUCAGUUAAAGAGGUGUCUGCCCAGUCUGUUGGAUGUGAAAAUAAGGUUAUUGCAAUAGUUGAAGGAAUGUUGCAGUCUUUCAAGACUGAGAUGAUGAAAUUUAUGCCGACUUUACAUACACAAUCAGCUUUUGCGCAUCCAAACUCAACUGCAGCGGGUGAAGAACCGGGAGUGGAAGGUGUUCCUUCAAAGACGACUCCCAUUCCUCUUGAUGAUAAUGAUGAGAUAAUCGAAAAUGUGAUGGAAAACAUUAGUCAUUACUCAACGCCACCUGCUGCAGAAAACGAAUGCCCGGGAUCACCUGGUAAAUCAUGCUCCCAAAAAUCGGUCAACCCUUUCGAUGGAGCUGCGGAUGACCACAACAGUGGAAAUCAAAUGAUGGAGAACGAGGCGGUGCAUGUUCAACCUGAAUCUAUCCACAAGCAUCUGUCUAACAUGCAUUCGAAUGGAAAAGGGGGGAAGUCCGUGGAAGAUCAAUCAUCGAGGUCUGGUCAUAGCCAGACGGAACAACAGGUUGAUCCAAUUGUUCCGUCAUUCUCACUUGGCCUAACUCAAGAGCUUCGCGAACAUCCUGAUGAAGAUGAUGAUGAGAUGGGAGAGAACGAAGAUCAGGGUGGUGGGAAAGGCAAUGGAGAGGUUGUAGUAGAUGGAGGAGAGGCAUUACUGUGCCGUAAGAGCAAGCGCAUACGCACCGUCCCACCUCAGUUGCUCACCGACUACCAAUGUGGAACUGCGUUACUUAACCGUGCAAGAGAAGGCCAGAUUUUUGGUAAUGGUGCUUAUGAUGUAGGAGUUAUUCAUGAAAAGUAUAGCCGUCUGAAGAUUCUACUCAAGAAAGAUUGCGUUAUAAACGUCGCUGGCCUAUCCGUCACAGGGAAGGACAUCACGGACAUUGGAGAAAGAAACCGGUUUCUCCCAGGCAGAGUUAUGGACAUUCUUCUGAGGGUAGUUUCUGCAUCUGUGAACAACAAAAUUUGUGCUACCUCACAUUCCUCUCCUGUUUUCCUGGAUAGUGGACUUCAAGUUUUGUUGGCUAGGAACUUUCAAAAGUUCAGGAGAGCAAAGUCCGGAACUCCGUAUAUAUUCACAAAGGCCAUCGUCGAUAUGGUGGUGAAGAGUUUGAAUUCUAACACUGCUGCCUCACGGUUCUACAUGCCUCUCUCCCUGAGCCGGAAACACUGGGUCGGAAUUUCCGUUGAUUUCAAUGCAGGAAAAAUAUAUGUUCUUGAUUGCAAUCCGGAGGUUACGAACGCAAACGUUUUAACCAAGGAGGUUGCCCCCCUAUGUGAAAUGUUCCCAUGCUUGCUGAAACACUGUGGUUGCUUGCCUGACUAUCUGGAGACGGCCCUCGCUGUUGAGACAGUAAAAGGUGUGGUGCACAACACCAACCCCGCAGAAGCGGCCUUGACUGCUUGUUUGUUGAUGUGUACUCAUGCGCUCUAUGGGCCAGAAAGUUGUAGUACUAUCACUCCAUCAAUCAUUCCCGACGAGUCACAAAGGGUAGCUGUGCUGAUUUAUGAGUUCCACAAGAAGCUCUAG
Messenger RNA from Brassica napus (rape), 1881 nucleotides. RefSeq lists its product as uncharacterized. Bases 1 to 1881 code for a protein of 626 amino acids. Gene Ontology annotation, biological process: proteolysis. The record is from RefSeq and is a predicted model, not a curated record. Lineage: Eukaryota; Viridiplantae; Streptophyta; Magnoliopsida; Brassicales; Brassicaceae. The transcript is spliced from 6 exons. Gene Ontology annotation, molecular function: cysteine-type peptidase activity.